AUGAAAACAGAACAUCUCAUUGACUCCAACAACAUGUCCCUUCUUCUCUUCCUUUCCCUCCUACUUUCACUCUACAACCUUCGCCGGAUCUUCCACCGGCGGCGCCGCCACUGCUACCUCCUCGACUACGAGUGCUUCAUGCCCUCCUCCGACCGGAAACUUAGCACGAAACUCUCCGGCGAGGUCAUUCGCCGGAACAAAAACCUCCGCCUCAACGAGUACAAGUUCCUCCUCAAGGCCAUCGUCAGCUCCGGCAUCGGCGAGGAGACUUACGCCCCUCGAACCGUCCUCGAGGGCCGCGAGGCCAACCCCACUCUCCUCGACGCCCUCUCCGAAAUGGACGAGUUCUUCCUCUCGAGCAUCGGGAGUUUGCUCCGUCGAACCAACAUUUCCCCAAAAGAAAUCGACGUCCUCGUCGUCAACGUGUCCAUGCUGGCGACCGUCCCCUCUCUCUCGUCUCGCAUAAUCAACACUUACGGGCUUCGAGAUGAUAUCAAAUCGUAUAACCUCACGGGCAUGGGUUGUAGCGCGAGCCUCGUCUCGAUAAACGCGGUCGAGGCCGCUUUCCGGGCCUCGUCUCGCCAUUUACGGGCCCUCGUCGUGACUUCCGAGUCGCUCGCGCCGAACUGGUACGCGGGGGCCGACCGGUCAAUGAUUCUCGCGAACUGCCUUUUUCGGGCCGGCGGGUGCGCGAUGGUGCUCUCGACCCGGCCCGGCCCGAACGCGAUGCUCCGGUUGGCCCGGCUCGCGCGGACCCACCACGGAGCCUGGGACGAGUCGUAUGGGUGUUGCGUGCAGACGGAGGACGAGUCGGGACGAGUCGGGUUCCAUCUCGGGAAGGGAUUGCCCGCGGCCGCCACGCGGGCGUUCGCCGAGAAUCUCCGGUGGAUGGCGCCGAGGAUACUUCCGUUCCGGGAGCUGGCGAGGGCGGCCGUGGCGGCGGCACUCGCCGGAGGGCGGCGGCCGGCGGUGGAUUUCCGGUCGGGAGUGGAGCAUUUUUGCUUGCAUACGGGUGGGAAGGCGGUGAUAGAUGGGGUGGCGAGGAGUUUGGGGUUGAGUGAGGGUGACGUGGAGCCGGCGAGGAUGACGCUGCAUAGGUUCGGGAACACGUCGGCGAGUAGUUUGUGGUACGUGCUGGCGUAUAUGGAGGCGAAGGGGAGGCUGAAGAAAGGGGAUCGGGUGUUGAUGAUAAGUUUUGGGGCGGGGUUUAAGUGUAAUAGUUGUUUGUGGGAGGUUGUGAGGGAUUUGGAUGGGAAGGGGAAUGUGUGGGGAGGGAUGAUCGACGAGUAUCCGGUGGGGAAUUUGGCGGAAAAAAGCCCGUUUUUGGGGAAGUUCGGGUGGCUGCAGAGCGAGGUGGACGAAGAGUUUCGCUUCCCGGAUGAUUACGAGAUACCGGAUUAG
This is a messenger RNA of Striga asiatica, 1401 nucleotides long. The record is from the annotation of a GenBank genome assembly. NCBI's taxonomy places the organism in Eukaryota, Viridiplantae, Streptophyta, Magnoliopsida, Lamiales, Orobanchaceae.